CCUGUACCAGUGACAGAGUUGCUAAAAAUGUCAAAGUGUCAACUUCAAAAAAUUGGUAAAAUGACAAUAAAUUAUUGUCAUAUUUGUAAUAUGAGUACUUUAUAGAAAAUUGAUUUUUGAACUCAAAAAUGGGUGUACCUAUAAGAUUCUGGAUAGCAUGUAUGAUUUUUUUUACUACAUUUACUUGUUAUACGACAAGAGUGAAUUUCUCAGUAAGCAUUGUGUCUAUGACGAGCCAAAAAAUAAAAGGAACCCCUUACUGUAAACCGGAAAGUAAUUUAACAGGACCCGAAAAGAAUGAUUAUGGCCAGCGAUAUGACUGGAACGAAAGAACACAAGGUACUCUUUUAUCAGCUUAUUUCUAUGGAUACGUUUUAUUCAAUCUUUUAUCCGGUUUGAUAGCAGAGUAUUUUGGACCAUUCAAAGUGAUCCUUGGUGUUCACCUAGCGGCGAUAAUUUUGAACACUUGCUGUGUAUUUGCUACUAGGGUUCAUUGGGGACUACUAUUUUUCCUCAGAUUUUUACUAGGAAUGGGAGGGGCUCUUGUUUAUCCUUCAUUGCAAAUGCUCAUCGCAUACUGGGCACCUCCAGAAGAAAAAGGAAAAUUUUCAGCAGCACUCAUGGGAAAUGUAUUAGGUACUUGUGUAACAUGGUCAAUUGUAGGUGUAAUAACUACUUAUUUUGGCUGGGCUUGGGGAUUUUAUGUAGUUAGUAUCGAAAACAUAAUUUUUUGUGUAGUCUUUUUCAUCGUAAUAACAGAUACUCCAGAGAUGCAUAAAUGGAUUAAAGAAGAGGAAAUAAAUUAUAUUAAAGAGGCACAAAAAGGAACCGUUACACAUAAAAAGGUUAUAGCACCUUAUAAGGAAAUUUUUACAAACUUUGCAUAUUGGAUGUUGAUGAUUUGCCACUUUUCAAACGAAUGGGGUUUGUACUUGCAACUGACUUUGAUACCAAAAUUCAUUUCUGACGUCAUUGGCUAUAAUUUGGCCGCUACUGGCGGUUUGGGGGCCUUACCACCUUUAAUGAGAAUGAUAUUUGCUUUAGUAUUGGGAGCAAUUGCAGAUGCUCUUUUAGUAAGAGAAAUGGUUAGAAAAAAAGUUAUACGAAAAUCCUACACAGUACUAUCUCACAUUAUACCAGGAAUGAUGCUUAUUGGUAUAUGUUACUCCGAAUGUAAUUUCCUACCGAUCAUGGUUUUACUAACAUUGAGCUUGGGUUUGAAUGGUGCUGUAGUCCAAAACAUUUUAAUAAAUGCUCAAGAUCUUGCACCAAAUUUUGCGGGCACCAUUUACGCACUUAACAGCUUUUUCGCUGGAAUGACAGGAUUUAUAGUGCCAAAUAUUAAUGCUGAAUUUACCAAAGACAAGAAUGGUAUAGAUGAAUGGGGAAAUACUUUUAUGUUAGGAGGCAUCGUAUACUUUACUGGAGGUGUAUUAUGGAUAUUUUUUGGAUCCGUGGAAGAACAAAGUUUCAACAGAAAAGGAGAUCCUGGCUAAAAAUAAACUUUUUUAUCUAAUAUCUAACUAAUGAAUUCGAUAAAAGUGAAAUUUGUUUGACUUAACAGUUGAAUAAUUUCACAAUCCCUAUAGAAUUAUUUAGGUAUAAGCAGAGGUUUGUCUUAACUACCAUACUAAGAAAUAAAAUGAAUCUAAAAAAACAAUUUAUGUAAUGAAAAUUAAUAAAUAUAAUUUCUAAUUAA
This is a messenger RNA of Psylliodes chrysocephalus, 1699 nucleotides long. The record is from the annotation of a GenBank genome assembly. Lineage: Eukaryota; Metazoa; Arthropoda; Insecta; Coleoptera; Chrysomelidae.